CAACACCCAGUAGUAUUAAUAAUUACCAGAUGUUUAAUAUAUUUAGCGAUGCACUGAAAAUCAUGUGGCGUUGUAAACAAAAUAUUAUGAUUAUCUGAACAUUUUGUCUAUAAACAAUCCGGGAAGUGAAUGUAUAAAUAAGAUUAUUUUGAAAAAACAUUGUGAUGCCGCUACUGAAUUAACAUCAAAACACAUUUUGGAAGUCUCGGUGAAAGAACGACAAAAUCAAAAUGAACACUGAAUUUGCGAUGUUAAUAAUCGCUGUUGUUACAUCAAUUGAAGUUAGCGCAAGUGAACCACAAUGUGCCUGCUCCAAGUUUCAUUAUGAGGAGCAGUUGUUAGAGAAAAUGGUGAGAAUGGAAUUUUCUUUGGAAAAUAUGAAAAAUGAGAUGAAUGAAGCAAAGAAUACCGUAAUUAAGACUGUGGCACAAUUCAAUAGUCUUAAAGUAGUUCUAGAAAAUAGUGCGGAACAAAAUUUAAAGAAUUCAAAAGAUAGCAUACGCCCCGCCUUCACAGCCGGAUUGUCCGCUCAUCUUACAAAGCUUGGAAAGAACCAGCCAAUCAUCUUUGACAACAUCGUGACCAACAUCGGACAAGCCUACUCAGAAACCACAGGAAUGUUCACUGCGCCAAAGAAUGGCGUUUAUUAUUUUAGUGCAACUGUAAUGAGUUUCUCUGGACAGCAACUGCGCACCGAGAUUGUUAAAAAUGGACAGUCUAUGGUAAAGACAUAUUCCAAUGACAAAGCUCACGAGCAGGGAACGAAUGGGGUUGUCUUACACCUGAACACCUCUGAUGAAGUAUGGGUUAGGCAUUACAUGGGUACAGUGGGUGAAAAUGUGUAUGGUUACCACUGGUCUACAUUUUCCGGUUUUCAAAUUUGAUAUAAUUAUCUUUCUUUCUUUUUUUUUUUUUUUUUUUUUU
Molecule: messenger RNA, 924 nt
Organism: Mercenaria mercenaria
Lineage: Eukaryota; Metazoa; Mollusca; Bivalvia; Venerida; Veneridae
Product: caprin-2-like
Exons: 2
Coding region: 231-884 (217 amino acids)
Molecular function (GO): protein binding
Source: RefSeq, a predicted model, not a curated record